This is a messenger RNA of Aplysia californica (California sea hare), 1183 nucleotides long. Its product is annotated as lipase member I. The record is from RefSeq and is a predicted model, not a curated record. Lineage: Eukaryota; Metazoa; Mollusca; Gastropoda; Aplysiida; Aplysiidae. The transcript has 10 exons. Bases 98 to 1054 code for a protein of 318 amino acids. Gene Ontology annotation, molecular function: lipase activity.
UUUGCAAAAUAGUAUUAAUCCGAACUCGAUAAAAGUACAAGUAAUUUGUACAAGAUCUGGAUUCUUUCUGUCGUCGUCUGUUGGCGCUGAAUGGAACAUGUCUCAACUAGCAGUGUUUGCGUGUGUUUUUCUUAUGUUCGGAGCCUCCUCCACAGCUUCUCCGAAUUUUAUGGACUGCCCUAGGUCAGGCCACUCCGGAAGAAAGCCAGAAUGUCUCGAGAACCUGGAUCUCACCUUUUGGCUCUACCAAGAUCUAGAGAGUUCGGGAACACAGAUCAAAAUCGGUAAUUUGUCGACUUUCGACCCUUCGCUGGACACUCGAAUUUUGGGCUUCAAGGAGCCGAAGGGAAGCUGGCAGGUCAAGCUGAAACAUGAGCUUCUGAAAAGAGAAAAGAUGAAUGUGAUCGUUAUCAUUGAUGCUGCCUAUGAAAACGCUGCUAACGAUGUUAAGUCCUUGCUGAAGAUUUCAAAGACCAGAUCAGUGGGCGUCAUGGUAGGGCAUCUGCUUCAAGACCUUUACGAAAGUGCAGGAGCGUCACCCGAGAAAUUCCAUUUGAUCGCACACAGUCUCGGAUCUCACGUCAUGGGUUAUGCUGGGGUGGAGUUUCGGCGCUUGACUGGUGCCAACGUUGGAAGAAUUACUGGAUUGGAUCCAGCCGGAUCACCUUAUGACUGGUCCAAGAACCUUGAGAUUUUGGCCAAGACCAACGGAGACUUUGUGGACGUCAUUCACACGGAUGCGCCUCCUCUGGGAGGAUUUGGCAUCAGGAGGCCAGUCGGCUCUGCAGACUUCUACGUGAACGGAGCAAAAAAUCAGCCCGGAUGUCCGCCUGCCCCCUUCAACCUCGGUCAUAUCAUUGCAAAUUUAUCAGAAAUGCUGUGCAGCCACCGUCGCUCCGUGACGCUAUUCAUCAACUCUGUGAACAAGUGUCAGUUCCGCCCAGACAAUGGCGCUAUAGCAGGUACUGAUGGCUGUCUGAUGGGAUUCGAUGCUGGACCAGAAUGUCGAGGACAUCUUGAUGUCACCACGACAGACACAGAUCCCUACUGCUGAAAUUAGGCGUAGUGUAUGCAAAAGCACAAGUUCAUCGUGUUAACCCAAAGUUUCCCAUUCGACUGAAUGGCCUUACAGAAGUUGUAUCGUCAAUGUACAAAUUGCUCAGUAUUAAACUAUUUCUACAUU